Messenger RNA from Platichthys flesus (European flounder), 2561 nucleotides. It is a transcript of the gene ccdc62, whose product is annotated as coiled-coil domain containing 62. The transcript has 13 exons. The record is from RefSeq and is a predicted model, not a curated record. NCBI's taxonomy places the organism in Eukaryota, Metazoa, Chordata, Actinopteri, Pleuronectiformes, Pleuronectidae. Bases 351 to 1955 code for a protein of 534 amino acids.
ACAUUUCCGGGAGUGAGAAUGCUAUUAACUUGGAGUUUUUCGAGGUUCAUUUGUCUUUUAAAAAGCAUAAUUUUAGUUUCAUAUAUUAAUUAUAAUAUAUCGUUUGAAGAAUACAGUCAAAAUGAAUAAAUCAAGAACAGCAAGUACUCCAUUGGAGUGACGUAGUGGUCCGCUCCUCCUCUCUGCUAUUUACGUUGAGAAGUUAGUCAAACUCCGAGAAGCUAAUGUCACCUAGCCGCCUGCGUUUUCCACUGAACUUACUUCGAUCGGACGGUUUUUAAGCGACAUUUUGAGCGUGGGGGUAACAACUUUGUGCAGCAACAAUGCAGCUUUGUUAGAGUCAGGAUGAGAUGGACGAGGCGAGAAGAAGACCCCCCUCAGAUGGGAGAGCCUUUGGAGAAGCAUCCGCCUGUUUCUCCUGUUCUCCUACACAUGACUCCUCAGCUGAGCUCUGGCACAGCACCCCCGUCAAGAAGAAAAAUGGUGGUGCUCCACUGGAUGUCAGCAAAAACUCUGUCCUAACCAGCCUCCAGAUGGACGGCACAACAAAACGCUGGACAGAGAGGACCCCUCCUCUCCCAACAGACACCCCAUGUCCCCGCAACUCUCUGGACACUGAGUCUCCUGUGAACGACCUGAGUGGCUCCACCAUCCAGAGGCAGAGGAGGGAGCUGCAGCUGCUGAUGGCUGAGCUGAGGGACCGGGACCGGGAGCUGAACACGAUGGCUGCCUCCCAUCAUCAGCAACUUCAUGUCUGGGAACAAGACCGCCAGAGGGUGCUGACCUUGGAGCAGAGGUGUUCCCGUACGGAUGAUGAGUUGCACAAGCGUAAUGAGGUGAUCCGGGUCCUGACUAAGCGAGUGUGGGCGGUGGAAACCAGGGAGAGGGAGGUCCAGAAGGAGCUCAGUGCAGCCCAGCAGCAGCUCUGUGAGCUUGAACAGAAACAGCAGCACUCCAGCCUAAAAUGCCAAGACUUUGAGGACGUGUUUAUUCUGCCUUUAUGGUUAAGUGUCUCUGGUGUCUUUAAGGAGAAGAACCAAAGUCUCAACUCGACGCUCAUGGCUCUGUCCACUCAAGUCGGCUCUCUGCAGGUCAGGGAGGAAGAACUGAGUUCCAUGCUCAAACUCAAGGAUACAGAUGUGACUCAGUCCUCGAGUCAAAUACUUGAUCUCACAGGGCGCCUACGAGACCUGGAGACGUCGCUAACGGAGAGUCGCUCCAGGGAAACCAGGUUCCUGAGAGACUCUGAGGAAAACAAACGGCGUUACAGAGAAGCAAGACAUGAGGUCACACACCUUAAAGAGGAGCUACAGCAGCAGAUAUCACAGAGCAGCACUCAGAGGGAGGAGAUCAUUCGUCUCAAACAGGAGCUCCAGCUGCUCCACAGAGAUCUGGCUUUGUCAGGAGAGGGCGACAGCUGGAAAGACGAGUUGCUGGAGCUGUCUCGCUCCAAACAGGAACGCUCCAUGUCGGAAGUCCGCUGCCUACGACAGGUGUGUGAGAAUCAGAGGAAUGACAUGCAGCUGCUGCAGUUAAACCUGGAAAGUGCCCGUGAAACGCUGCGGGAGAAAACCAGUCAGCGGCUACUUGGCAGCCAGGAGGAGUUGACGUGUAACUGCCUGCUCGGCCAAUCAUCUUCAUCGAUCAGAGUGAAGAACUCAGGAUACGUACAUGAUACGUCCACUUUACCAGGAGCCUGUGUUACCGCGAGCAACGAGCUGGGAGUCCUCUCAGCACACAGGACGGAUGCGGGCAAUCCUCUGUCCAGCAGUUAUCUGCAGCAGCUGGUCAACGAAGCCAUGCACAGCAGCUUUAGAACCCACAGCUCAGCACACAACACUGGCCCUGCCUUGAGCUGCAGGACCACUGAACCCUCUCACACCCAGAGGUGCCCGUCACCCCAACAUCACCACCACCACCCCCCCCCCUACAACCUCGCUACACAAGGCCGGUGAAACUCCACCCAAAGCCUGCCCUCGACACAUCAUCAGCCAGCCGUGUGGAUGGCUCGACACCGACUGAAGAACUGAUUCUGUUUAGUGGAAACCUCACUAUUUACCGAAGUGACACCAUUGACUAGACAUUAAAGCACUGGAGUCAGAUUAAAACAAAAUCAGUAUUAUUACAUUAAAAAGACUCAAUCGGAAACAGUGUGUACACAGCUAAAGGUUGAACUGUUCUGCCUCUCAGGAAAAUUAUGAAGUGAUUAAAAGAUAUGGUUUGUCAUGACAUUGCAAAACAUUUUUAAAUAUAUACUCAUUUUUAUUGUAUUAUUUAGUGUUUGUGUAUCACAGUGUAUAUUUUAAACAAAUGGGUUGUUUCUUACAUGCAGGUAUUGUGUAUUUUUUAAAUCCAGUUAAAGGUUUUUAAUGGCUGCAAGGUGUGAAGUAGGUGAGAUGUGAAACCAGUCCUACAGGGCUGUUGAGUGGUGUGUCCUUGCAUUGUCUUUCCAGUUUCACUGCCUCCAGAUUACUCGGGUGAGUCAGUGGUGAGGUCUGUAGCUGUUCAUUGUAUCUCUGCCAUCGUGUCACUACCUUUUUGAUAAAAUAUUUUAACGCAAA